UCCCGUGGGUAGAGGUGCCUUAUUUUUCAUUGUUAGCCAUUAUUUCCUUGACGUUUGGUUGGGACUAUGUGGAUAGAUGUCCUCCCCGCAUUCGGAGAGACGAUUACCUAAAGGCUUUCAAAGAGAAGUGCUACACUUUCCAUUACAGAGAGCUUUAUUGGAAUGACGCUCUGUCAUGGUGCCGAGGACAGGGAGGAACCCUUGUAGAGAUUAGAAACGAACAGAUCCAGAAUUUCAUCAUGCAGUCUCUCCAUCAGCUCGGUUGGCGAAGGAACGGUGUUUGGAUCGGAGCUCAUGAUCGAAUUCACGAGAGCUACUGGGAGUGGGCUUCCGGUGGCCAAUUGACCUGGAAUAAUUGGGCAGGUGAUCAACAUGGCUGCUGUUUUGGUAUGCUCGAAGAUUGUGCCGUGUUGCGCUUCAGAGAUCAUGGAGUUUGGCACGAUUAUCCCUGCAAGCGCGUGUUCUUCAAGUACUCCUAUAUAUGUGAAUACGACAAGACCCCGCGGCCAACAAAUGCGACAGUGACCACCACCACCACCACCACUACCACUACUACGACUGCGGCGCCAACCAGCACCACCGCAUCUCCGUUGUACAACAACCAGGCAGGGAAAGUGGGCGUCGGAAACGAUGCAGGUUCGGACUACAACAAUCCAACAAAAGUCGUUCGUGGCUCGAAUCAUCAGAAUGAUCAAGGCCGGGUCCCAGGCGAAAACCUACAGCAAGAAGGACAGAAUCCCAUGUCACAGCGAUUGCAAAAAAAUUCUCCAAUGACAGUCACCAAGUUGUAUUCUUCUCACAGCUCAGUUGCGGCAUCUGUCACAGGGCUGCUGGUUUUUAUUCUAAUGUCAAUCUGUAUAAUAGGAUUCCUGGCAAUACGACGAAGGCGUUCCCGAAAGAGCAAUCGUCCUGGUAUUCCUCGAGUCACCGAAAAAUCAGUUGUGUUCAACAAACUACGUUGUGAGAGCAUGCGCAACGGAAGUACAUCGUUCCCGAUGUGUGGCAGCAGUCACAUUGGACAUCAUUUCAGUGACGAUACCGAACAUGCCUACAGCAGCGACAAUGAAGUCAUCUAUGAAGAGAUUGACAACAAAAUCGUGCGCUUUCCAGAGAAGGAAGAUUUAAUGGUAAAAUUGGUGCCUCAGAACAUUUACGUAAACAACAACAACAACCCAGGAAUCAGCGGUAUGGCGAACGGCGCCGCCAACGACCAGAAACGCCGCCAUUCUCUUCCAAACGACAUUUACACGACUGCUGGGCCGUCGACACACAAUCCUCAUUAUCAAGAGGUUUGACUCAUAAUUCGUGAUUUGGUCAGGAUUCUUGAUGUGCCAGAGAUUGGCAUUGUUCUUCAAGAGGAGAACUCUAACGAACAAAUCCUUGAACAGGAGGACGAAAGGGACUUUGAUAAAAAUACAAAAAUAUAAACGAACAAAAUGGAUAAAAAAAA
Molecule: messenger RNA, 1450 nt
Organism: Octopus sinensis (East Asian common octopus)
Lineage: Eukaryota; Metazoa; Mollusca; Cephalopoda; Octopoda; Octopodidae
Exons: 8
Molecular function (GO): signaling receptor activity
Source: RefSeq, a predicted model, not a curated record